AUAAGGCACCUUCCAAAACUGUCCAAAGCUCUUGCUUUGCAACGACUUUUUCUAUGAGCACCACUGGAGUAACCUGGAAGACAUACAGUAUUGAAAAUGUCCAUUGCCAAGGAAGCGGCAAGGGCCAUGCUCUCUGAUGCCCUGUUGCCAGACAGUGCCGCGCUAAACCGGAUCAGCCACCUGGAGAUGGAACUUCCCUUGGACAGGGUCAUCAAAUAUGUAUCUGUUGGCCUCCCUCUGUUGCUGGUCUGCAUGGCCUUUGCCCGUGAGGUGUCCCUCGGGCCGCAGAUCAGCUGUUUUCCUCCCAGCAAUUUCACAAUGAAGCAGGCCAGCUAUGUUGAUACAUAUUGCUGGGACUCCCUCAUGCAUCACGAGUUUGACGGCAAUGGCAACUUUGAGGAGCGCUCCCUUUGGGUACACAAAAUGUUCCCGUAUUCUCUUCUGGCUAUGGCGGUGUUAAUGUAUCUGCCAGCUCUUAUCUGGCGCCAGCUUGUUAUGCCUUCCCUGGGCUCAGACCUGCUCUUCGUCAUUGACGAACUGGAUAAAUCGUACAACCGCUCAGUCCGAUUGGCUCAGAGCAUCCUUGAUAUGCGUCAGAACACCAAGAACCCAUUAACGUUUCAAGCAGAGCUGCAGAGAGCAAAGAGGAAGCGGUACUUUGAGUACCCCCUCCUGGAGAGAUACAUGCAAUGCAAGCAAAACUCCUACUUCCUUGUGAGCAUGCUUUUCCUGCGAGGCUUCCUCCUGCUGACCUUCAUGACAGCUGCCUGUCUUUAUCUGGCCUACUUCCACCUGUCCGCCUUCCUGCAGGAUGAGUUCAGCUGUUUUGUGCGUAGCGGCAUGCUACGGGAUCAGAACUGGAUUCCUGAGCUGGUUCAAUGUAAAAUGAUCGGCCAGUUGGUCUUUCAGGUGAUCAGCGUGGCUAAUGGGGCCAUCUAUGUUCUGUUGGCACCAAUUGUCCUCUUCAGUGUCAUUCGGCUCUUCGUUUGGGACACCACCUUCAUCUCCGUAUACGAGGUCCUUCCAGCCCUGGAUGUUCUCAACAAACGCAGGCUAGGAUGUCCCCUGAAUGAUCUCAAUGUGCUCCUGCUCUUCCUGCGGGCGAAUGUCGCACACCUCAAGUCAUAUGGGAAGGUUCGAGCUUUAUGCUCUCUGGCACCGCCCAUGGUUGGUAAGACGACAGCGGGACAAGGACUGAACGCACUGCUGAGCCAAGAGGAGUUGGAAGAACGGGAGGAGGCCGCAAUGGAGUUGGCCGAGGAGGUGCAGGAAGCCAAAGAGGAAGGAAAGUUCAACCUUGUGGAUAUCAUGACUAUUCUGGGAGCGGCGCAGGGAAGAAUUGUAAACUGCAAUGAACAGAGGCCAAUGGUGGAAGAGAAUAUGAGUUUUGGUACCGUAACACUGAUCUACACACUUAAACGUAUCCUACUUGUGGCUAUUUUCACCUACAUCAUUUGGGAUGUACAGAAAAUCAUUAAGUGAACUUGACAACUGUCAAUGUUCUAAAAAAAAAAAUGUUCACAUUACAUGCAAGUGUGUUAAUGGCGAUCAUUGUUCUGCACAAUUUUUAGUUUGUAUUUUGAUGCUUUAUGAGCUUUCCACAUUUCCAUACUGAAUCACCUCUAUCAGUCAGAGUGAAAACUAACGGUGAAUGUGGGAGGGAUGGAUUUGUAGUCAUUCUAACGACCUCUCUGUCUCUUCACAGAGCCAAACCACCAGGGGUACCAUGAGUUGAAGGAGACUGCACCAUUUAGUCAAUACUAGGCCUCCUAUGGACUGACUCAUUGUGAAAAGCUGGGGGGAGGAAGGUUUUGGACACUCGAAGGGGCAUAUUCUCCCAUGUGCUUGAGUCAGAAAAGGUGCGCUGUGGCACACUUUUUUGGGGGGAGGGGCUGCACAGAUUCUCCCAUCGACUUAAGUAUAACAUUUUUGCACCUUCAUGAAAAAUGCGCAUUCUGGGUGAAGCGACCAUGAAAUGAGUGUUCUGUCAGAAAGGUAGCCAUGUUUUUUCUUUUUUUUGUCUUUAACAUUCAUUAUAUUAAAUACAGCGUCCUGUGAGGGUCAAACAUCAUUUUGCACGUUGUGAGUUAUUUCGGCUGCUCUCUGACGGAUGGUGAGAGCCAUCACCGGCCAAUCAGCAUUUCCACAUGCUGAUGGGGGGUGGGGAGAGGUGGGGGGGGUGCUUAAAGUUUUAAAAGCGGCCAUCACAGACAUUGUGAUGGCGCCAUGAAUUCGAUUUUGAGCCAUUUGUUUAUUUAUACAACUUAAUUUAUACAGCACUUUCACAACAGCUGCAGUUGUAACAAAGCCCUUUAACAGUUAGAAUAACAAAAUAAUAUAACACAUGACAUCAGACACGGACAGUCAUGCAAUCUUAAACCACUAUUCCUGCAUACAUUUUGUUCGUUGAAGUAGUACUAGAUGAAAGAGAAGAGAAUCAAAGUGUCCCUUCACCAGUGGAUCAGAGACGUCAUGCUCAAAAUGUGCACACGUCGCCUACGAGCUAAAUUUACAAGACGAAAAAAAAAGAGAUUGGUUCGGUUUACUUCUCUUGUCCCAUAUAAAUCCGCUUCAAUUUCAAGCGCGACUCUCAGUUCCAAACACGCAUUUGCGCUCCACGCUGACGCUCCUCUCUCCUCAUCCUCGGCUUAGCAGCCAUCCAUUCAGCCGCACCAACGCAGACUGUCCAACAGCGCCGACAUCUCCGCUGAACAAAACGGGGCUGUGAAAAUUGGUGCCCAUGACAGGUGC
Molecule: messenger RNA, 2751 nt
Organism: Hippocampus comes (tiger tail seahorse)
Lineage: Eukaryota; Metazoa; Chordata; Actinopteri; Syngnathiformes; Syngnathidae
Product: pannexin-3
Exons: 5
Coding region: 97-1482 (461 amino acids)
Biological process (GO): cell-cell signaling; positive regulation of interleukin-1 production; monoatomic cation transport
Cellular component (GO): plasma membrane
Molecular function (GO): wide pore channel activity
Source: RefSeq, a predicted model, not a curated record